Messenger RNA from Talaromyces amestolkiae, 1326 nucleotides. RefSeq lists its product as uncharacterized. The record is from RefSeq and is a predicted model, not a curated record. Lineage: Eukaryota; Fungi; Ascomycota; Eurotiomycetes; Eurotiales; Trichocomaceae. The transcript has a single exon. Bases 1 to 1326 code for a protein of 441 amino acids. Gene Ontology annotation, molecular function: guanyl-nucleotide exchange factor activity. Gene Ontology annotation, cellular component: cytoplasm.
AUGGAGAGAAUCCUCGCUCUCGGAUCUAAUGGAUCGGGUCAACUAGGCAUCGGACACAGAGAUGAUGUCUCUGAGGCAACAAAAUGUAUAUUUGACAUUGACACCGAUAGCCGACCAAACAAAAACAACGGGAAAACGGUAGAAACAAGAGAUACAGUGAAGCGUAUAUCCUGCGGCGGAAAUCAUACACUUGUUUUGUUCGAGAGUGGAACUGUGUAUGCGGCUGGAUUGAAUGAGGAUUUGAGAUGCGGGGUCCAUAGGACGGAUCUGAAUCGAGGAGAGGACGGCGAUGUUCUCACGCGCUUCAAGCGAGUAAUAUUCCGUCUUGGUGCUACAGGGGUGGAGAUUGAUCGCUUUAGAGACGUAUGCGCGACCUGGUCUGCGAGUUGUUUCGUCGCUAGCAUCCCCAGUACGGACAAGAACGGGGACGGAAAGAAUAUAGUGAUCUCCCUCGGAACAGGCGAUAAAGGUGAAUUAGGUCUUGGACCUGGCCUGCGAAGCACACCGCCUGCAAGAAAUAAGGAUGAUCAUGACUUUAUCGAUGUUGAUGAUUAUGUCCUUACUGACUUUCCGCCACUGAACACGCGCAUUGAAACGAUUAGUAGUGGGAUGAAUCAUGUUGUCACGAUAUUGUCGAAUGGAGAUUUUUAUGGGUGGGGAGCUUCGAGGAAGGGGCAGCUUGGAGAUGAUAUAAAUAUUGUACGGGCAAAAGCGGUUUGGGCGCCUAUGAAGAUAGAUGUGACUAAAUUGGAAGCGGUGCCGACGAGUGUGAGCUGUGGGCGAGAAUUUACAUUCAUCGAUGGCUACAAGAAGGAUGAAACUGGGGUUAAGGAAGGUCAGUAUAUGUAUACGAUUCUUGGGACGAAUGAUAAAUGGAAUAUCGUAUCUGCUGCGCCUCCAGUGCAGACAUUACAAAGAAGCAGUCUGACCGAAAGUCGGUACGAGGUAUCGACCAGUUGGCAUGGAGUUUAUUUACAUAAUACCCUUGACAACUCGGUUAUUGCCUGGGGCCGCAACGAUCGUGGCCAGCUGGGCGUCGACAAACAAUCGUCUGGGAGUCAACAGUCGCUUGUACGUUGGGAAUCUGUCGUGCAGUUCAUGGCUGGAAGUGAGCAUGCUAUCGCUGUUUUGUCAAGAGACAAGACUGUUGUUUCUUGUGGGUGGGGUGAGCAUGGCAAUUGUGGGCCUGAUACAGAUGAACGUGGGGAUGUGAAAGGGAGGCUGAGCCAGAUCCCGCUUCCUGCUGAUGUCUUACACGCGGAGAAGGCAAGGAUCGUUCGAGUUGGCGCCGGCUGUGCCACGAGUUGGAUUGUGGUUUCAUCAUGA